AGCUUCCCUCUCUGCCUCCGUUUUCCUGCUUCAUCGCCCUCACUUCCUGCAGCCAGCUUAUUCUCAAAGAUGGGUCGUGUUCGCACCAAGACAGUGAAGAAGUCUUCACGCCAGGUGAUUGAGAAGUAUUACUCCAAAAUGACCUUGGACUUCCACACCAACAAGAAGAUCUUGGAAGAGGUUGCCAUCAUCCCUUCAAAGAGGCUUCGCAACAAGAUUGCUGGGUUCUCCACCCACUUAAUGAAGAGGAUUCAGAAGGGUCCAGUCAGGGGUAUCUCAUUGAAGCUUCAAGAAGAAGAGCGUGAGCGUAGAAUGGACUUUGUCCCAGAUGAGUCAGCUAUUAAAACUGAUGAGAUCAAGGUUGACAAGGAGACCCUUGAAAUGCUUGCUGCCCUUGGCAUGUCUGGUCUUCCUGGCCUCAGUGAAGUUGAACCCCAGGUGGUUCCUCCUCCAGUUUUCAGCCGUGGAGGUGGUCAAGGGAGAAGGUACUGAGGUUAUCAAGACCGUGCAGUCAUCCGAGCUUGAAAAGUUAAGAUGUUACUUGUGUUUUCGGUGGUAGUUACUUUUUGAUUAUUUGUGUUUUGGACGGGUUUUUAUUGUGGAAUUGUUGAAUUUGAACAUGGAGGAUCAGUAAUUCUGAGUUGAAUUUAUGCUAAAUAGCCUAAUGAUUUUCGUUUGUCUAAGAAAUUGAUGAAAUGUGC
Molecule: messenger RNA, 701 nt
Organism: Rubroshorea leprosula
Lineage: Eukaryota; Viridiplantae; Streptophyta; Magnoliopsida; Malvales; Dipterocarpaceae
Source: the annotation of a GenBank genome assembly